Staurois parvus is the source of this 464-nucleotide messenger RNA. The record is from the annotation of a GenBank genome assembly. NCBI's taxonomy places the organism in Eukaryota, Metazoa, Chordata, Amphibia, Anura, Ranidae.
AUGGGCCCCUGUACCACCUCCUCAUGCUGCUGCCAGGCCCGUAAUCUGCCAUGGGCCCCCGUACCGCCUCCUCAUGCUGCUGCCAGGCCCGUAAUCUGCCAUGGGCCCCCGUACCGACUCCUCAUGCUGCUGCCAGGCCCAUAAUCUGUCAUGGGCCCCUGUACCGCCUCCUCAUGCUGCUGCCAGGUCCAGAGUGUGUCAUGGGUCCCUGUACGGCCUCCCAUUGCUGCUGCCAGGCCCGUAAUCUGCCAUGGGCCCCCGUACCGACUCCUCAUGCUGCUGCCAGGCCCGUAAUCUGUCAUGGGCCCCUGUACCGCCUCCUCAUGCUGCUGCCAGGUCCAGAGUGUGUCAUGGGUCUCUGUACGGCCUCCCAUUGCUGCUGUCUCCAUCGCCACACUCUGCCAUGUGCCACUUUCAGGUCUCCUCACACUGCUGGUGGGUUCCAUUUUGUCAUAGGGUGCUGU